AAAUUUUCCCCUAAAUUCCUAUGCCUUAAGUACCAACACAGAUCUCCUCUUUCGAUCAACAUUGAAAACAUUUCUAGUCCACAAUCCACAAUACCAAAAAAAUGAUCAUCUCUAUAACGUGUACUGCAUUUAGUUUUCCAAAAGUCUUUGAAUUAAAUAGUUGUUGAUAAGAGUAUGUAAGAUCUUUAAAUAAGACUACAGUUGUAGUUGUUGUAGUUUUAGAAAAGACGCUUUAUUUAAAGGUGUUAAUCAAAAUGCGUGAGUGAACACCAUUUCUAUAACGUAACAUACUUUUUCAAAAGCAUUGUUCUUUGAGUUGUUUUUGUACGGUUUGGUUGUUAAAAGUUUAAUAUUGGAAAACAGUUUUAUUUUCUGUUCUUAUAUGUCUGUUGAGGCGAAAAACACAGCAGAUUUUUGGCGACGAGAAUUGUGGAAAACGAUUUACUAAUCUGUUAAAGUAAAUAGCAAUUUCAUUUGUUUCCUAGGAAAGAUUUCAAUCAAUCUAUUGUCCAAAUGGGACUUUUCAUGCUCGUGACCUUGCUUCUCAAUAUUUUCUGCUUUGCUUCGAUAAAGUCAGACGAGAAUCAAGGUACAAGCAAAUCUGUUUUCAAAGAAGUGCACAACCCUACUCAGAUAACGACAAGCAUGUUGCAUAAGACCUUCCAUCAAUGCAGCCUUGAUAACACCUGUCGUUACGUUGUUAAGGAUAUCAAGAACCACAUUUUUCAUCGAUUUAGAGAUGAGCAAGAUAUCCCGACCGAGAGAUCAAACUUCGUUAUAUGGUCUAAGAAACAGGCAAGAAGAGGCGUUCAAGGAAAUAUAGCUUAUAAGAAGCCGUCCUUGCAUUCAUCCGCUCAUAAAUAUGAUGGAAUUGCAUUUGUUGCCAGCUUUGGAAAUGACGGUAACAAAACUGGGGCCUUGCAGCGAUGCAGUAUCACAAAAGCUGACAUAUUACCCUGGUGGCAAGUGGACUUAACAAGGCAAGCUGCUGUCACAAGUGUCCAAAUAAAAAGUGGCGCAACAUGGGGUCAAGAAAGAAUCAAUCCAUUUGAUAUCAGUGUUGGAGAUGCUAGAUCAAGUGGUGGGCGCAACAAUGCGCUUUGCGUAAAAGAUGGAACGUUGGCAAUCGGAGAAUUGAAAAAGUUUGAUUGUCCAAGGCUUUUUUUGCUUGGUCGGAAUGUGACUGUGUUCUUGAACAGGGAAGAAUAUCUUCAAGUAUGUGAGCUUGAGGUUUACAAAUUUCAAACAGAAUGGUUCGUGUAAAAGAUCGUUAUUGGUAGAUUUCAUGUUAUAUAAUGAUCAUUCCGUAUGUAUGCUCUUUGCAGAGUCUUUAACGGCAUGUUGAAGUGGCUUUGAAAGAAGCAAACAAUAUGAAACAUACUAAGGUUUUCCGUCGGAGUAACACUCUUUGGAGUAUAAUUCGUCAGAACAUAGAUUAAAUAACUUUAUUUCUUUCCUUCUUUGCAUUAAUUUUAUAACAUUUGCGCACUUUUCUCUCUUUUAUGUCAUCAAAACAUCGAGAAUCUUUAGGAUCCUGUGAGCAUAGGUUCAAAAUCUCUGAUUGGCUGAGCGACCAAAAUCCUGCAUAUCCCAUUAGCCAAUCAGAAUUCAACAAUAUAAUAACAAAUUUGCCUUGCAGCUAAAUUUAGGCCAAUUUUUGAUGUUUUUACCACUACCCGCAAGAAAUAAUUGUGUCAAAUGUGCUGAAAGAUAAUCUAAAUUUUCUUUAAA
This is a messenger RNA of Rhopilema esculentum, 1731 nucleotides long. Its product is annotated as fucolectin-1-like. NCBI's taxonomy places the organism in Eukaryota, Metazoa, Cnidaria, Scyphozoa, Rhizostomeae, Rhizostomatidae. The record is from RefSeq and is a predicted model, not a curated record.